CGAUAAGUAAGGAUGCUUGUCAUACUUACUGCAUGUGCCCAUCGGGCUGAUGAGAAGCGUCACGUCGGAGCCUCCUCGCAAGUAUAAAUGACAGUUGAAGGAAGGAAAUUGCACAACACGAAGGGCGCUCACCACCAUGUCAAAGACAGUCCACGACGUCCAUGCGAAACGCAUCAUCUUCGACAGCUCGCUGUUGUUCGACGAGGUGACGGCGCGGCUCGACAGGGAGCUGAGCAGAGAAAAGGCGGGGCCGAAGGUGUUCGAGCUCCUCGGAACGGUGAAGAGCAAAGAAGACCUUGAGCGAGGGAUGCAAGCCAUCAUUGGCGAGAAUGACUUUAUGUUCUUCGCAGCGUCGUCCUUCCAUAGGUGGCGCAGUGCAUACUAUGAUCAGACGGUCCAAAUACCGAAAGCGACCCAGUACAUACUGGGGAACCCACUCAUCGCCGAGACGAUGAUCGCGCAUGACCCAUACGUCCCUCUGAACGUCCCGCUACGAGUCCUCGUGGUGGAGAAAGCGGACAAGAGCGGUACGCAGGUGGUCUAUUACCAGCCAUCGUCGAUAAUGCAGUGUCUGCCGAUGGGAAUAUGAAGCCGGAGUUGAAGGCCGCUGCUGAUGCACUAGAUGAGAAGCUAGAGGCGUUGGUGAGGAAGAUCACA
Messenger RNA from Fomitopsis serialis, 657 nucleotides. RefSeq lists its product as uncharacterized. The transcript is spliced from 3 exons. The record is from RefSeq and is a predicted model, not a curated record. NCBI's taxonomy places the organism in Eukaryota, Fungi, Basidiomycota, Agaricomycetes, Polyporales, Fomitopsidaceae. Bases 137 to 589 code for a protein of 150 amino acids.